Molecule: messenger RNA, 420 nt
Organism: Auanema sp. JU1783
Lineage: Eukaryota; Metazoa; Nematoda; Chromadorea; Rhabditida; Rhabditidae
Source: the annotation of a GenBank genome assembly
AUGCUUCGUCAGUUGGCUGUUAUAGCUGUCGUUGCUGCUGUUGUUUUAUGUAAAAAGACACCCAAUGAUAAGCUCAAGCAAUGCUGUAGCACCUUGAAGGAUGCAGAUAAAGAUUGUGUUGAUAGAUUCUGUGACUUCAAUGCCAUCUCUCAAACUAACAUCUUGAACUAUCUUAGUACUUGCUCUGAGAAGCCAAAUACUGUCGGACCAAUGUGGGAUUGCGCUUCUCUCCGUCAUGAUCACACACAAUGCUGUACUGACAAGAAGGUCAACCCCGAAUGUAUGCCAUACUGUGCUGCUCAAGAAGGAGUUCCAACCAACUACUUGGACUACCUCACCUGCGUCGAAGACUUCAACAGCAUCCGUGACUGCUUCCAUGAGCAUUUGGAGAAGAACGAGCCAUUCAGCAAGAGCGGUUAA